Molecule: messenger RNA, 567 nt
Organism: Helobdella robusta
Lineage: Eukaryota; Metazoa; Annelida; Clitellata; Rhynchobdellida; Glossiphoniidae
Exons: 2
Coding region: 1-567 (188 amino acids)
Source: RefSeq, a predicted model, not a curated record
AUGUCACCAACAAAAUUUCUACCCAGCACAACUUCGCCACAUUUAAUCAGCUCAACAAUGCAACAUAAACCGUCAGCCAAUAUCAACAACAACAACAACAACAACGGCAUAUAUCCAAACCAUAACAAUGUAUACAACAACAACUACCAACACAACACAAAUUUUCUAACAACGACAUCAACAUGGAACAGUUACAGCAACAAAGACAUCAACAACAACGACAGCAACAACAAACUACAUUUCGUCGCGCAAGCAUAUAAGACAACAAUAUACCGGAGAAGAAACCAAGGUACGUACAGAAUAGACGGAGUUCAAAUGUCAACCUCCUCUACAAUCACCCUCAACAACAACAACAACAACAACAACGCAACAACAUCAAUCAUCAACAACAACACUGGCAACACAAACAACACACUGCAACCGGCACAAUUAAACGGCAAAUUAUCAACUUCCCUCUUAUCAAACAGUCUCAAUACGCCAUCUACUUCCGGUAGCAAAAAGAAAAAAAAGGCGCGAAAUCUCAAAACAAAGUCGAUGCUAAGUACGUCGCGGGAAUGGUAUGUAUAG